This is a messenger RNA of Polyodon spathula (Mississippi paddlefish), 421 nucleotides long. Its product is annotated as protein MTSS 1-like. Gene Ontology annotation, cellular component: actin cytoskeleton; cytoplasmic side of plasma membrane. Lineage: Eukaryota; Metazoa; Chordata; Actinopteri; Acipenseriformes; Polyodontidae. Gene Ontology annotation, molecular function: actin binding; phospholipid binding. The record is from RefSeq and is a predicted model, not a curated record. The transcript is spliced from 4 exons. Bases 56 to 406 code for a protein of 116 amino acids. Gene Ontology annotation, biological process: plasma membrane organization; cell projection assembly.
UUUUUCAUUAGCAAACUGUGCUGCUAAUAAAGAAACAGUGAAGUGCCUAAAGCGAAUGGAACCUGAUCUGAGAUUCUUUCACUUCGGUGCAACUAAAGAAAUUGGUUCCGCCCUGACCAGGAUGUGUAUGAGGCAUCGCAGCAUCGAGUCCAAGCUCAAACUGUUCACAAGUGCCCUGACGGACAAUUUAAUUAACCCCCUGGAGUUGAAAAUCGAAGAGUGGAAAAAGGUGGCCAGCCAGUUAGACAAGGACCAUGCGAAAGAGUACAAGAAAGCUCGGGCGAACAUCAAGAAGAAAUCCUCAGAUACAAUCAAGCUGCAGAAGAGAGUAAAGAAAGGUAAGCUGGUGUGCAGAGCUCCUCUGGGAUCAGAGUCUCUGAUCUUCUGCUUGGAGUUCUGGGACUGAACUUCAGUGGCUCUG